GGCGCGUCGAACACAAUCGCGGCGCGAACUGCGUGGUUUGGUAAAGACGCGAAGGAUCGCGGUACUCCGAGACUGCGUCGAUUUCUACACUCUGCGAGAGUUGGAGAUGGUCCACAGAUGUUUGCAGAACCUUUACAGCUCUUGCUAGAGCUUUGCUUUGGUGGAAAAAGACAGCAAACGGCAGGGACAACGCCCACUUUUUAUUCCCGCGCUUGUUCCAUGCUGAGACACAGCACCGCUGAAUCUGUCGGCCACUGCCUGACUUCUCAUACUGCCUUGGAAAGUGACGUUCCCGGAGACAACCAAGUGGUUGCUGGGGUUGAUUAUGAGGACCGUGGGAUGGCGAAGAGCUGGGGGUAGACGACAUGCUACUUGCCAGUUGUAAAAGCUCCUUCGCAAGUUGAAUACGAAAAACUCAUGAGGGAAUUUUCGUCCAGUAGAUUGUUUGUUGCUAUACAUAACGUAGCUGUUCACGACAGCAGCAUCAAACAAUGCUCUCUUCCACCACUUGAUCUUAUGGUGGGGAAACCCAUAAUAAGAGAGCAGCUGAUCCCCCUGUCGACUCCCCCCAUAUACUUGUUGUAUUCAGUGACUGCCUCUGGUUUCUCAACCACCUCACGUCCUCCAACUGUGUGGCGAGAACGACGCUCCACCUCAACUGUCUUGUCCCUCAUGAAUCGUAGAGAGUAUCGACACCACUCGCUUGUCAUGCCACUGUACGAUCUUCAUUCCAUCAUCUCCCCUUGCUCAUCGGCACUUUUACCACAGGAGGUACUCCUCUGCGGUUCAGCCGUAGGGUGCCACAAGCCUCAAACCCACGUUCACAGAGCUCGCUGAACAGCAAUGGGGACGUGUAGAAAUUGUCCACGUAGAGUGAUGUCCACGGCCCUGAAGUGGCUCUACCAGUCGCAGCACCACAGCAGACGUCAUGUCCAGCUCACUAUCCAGGGAGUCAUCCUUUCCUGUGAGCAAAAACACUAUCUUUAUGUGUACAGGAGU
Geodia barretti is the source of this 999-nucleotide messenger RNA. The record is from the annotation of a GenBank genome assembly. NCBI's taxonomy places the organism in Eukaryota, Metazoa, Porifera, Demospongiae, Tetractinellida, Geodiidae.